Bombyx mandarina (wild silkworm) is the source of this 1388-nucleotide messenger RNA. RefSeq lists its product as uncharacterized. Gene Ontology annotation, cellular component: cytosol. The record is from RefSeq and is a predicted model, not a curated record. NCBI's taxonomy places the organism in Eukaryota, Metazoa, Arthropoda, Insecta, Lepidoptera, Bombycidae. Gene Ontology annotation, biological process: glycine biosynthetic process; L-threonine catabolic process. Gene Ontology annotation, molecular function: L-allo-threonine aldolase activity.
GCAGGAGUGAUGCUUUCGACCGUGGCCAAUAAACCUGAUGGCACUUUUGACCUGCAAGAGCUGGAGGAACGAAUUAGGGGCUCGAAUAUACAUGAACCAGUAACGGCUAUGGUUGCCGUCGAAAAUACCCAUAAUUACUGCGGAGGAAAGGUCCUGCCUUUGAAAUUUCUUGACGACGUCGGGGCCUUGUGCAAGAAACACUCUCUGGCGCUGCACAUGGACGGCGCGAGGCUGUUCAACGCGUGUGCGCACGCGCAGGAGGAGGCGGCGCGCGUGGUGCGGGACUGCGACUCCGUGUCCGUCUGCUUCAGCAAGGGACUGUCGGCCCCCGUCGGCUCCGCGCUCGUGGGGUCCUACCAUUUCAUCGAGCAGGCCCGGCGCGCGCGCAAGAUGCUGGGCGGCGGCAUGCGGCAGGCCGGCGUGCUGGCGGCCGCGGCGCUGGUCGCGCUGCAUGAGGUGGUGCCGCUGCUCGCCCUGGACCACAAGCGCGCCCAGGUGCUGGCCAAGGUUAUCGAGGGUCUGUUCCUGAAGGCGUUCACCGUGGACGCGCACAACACGCACACGAAUAUCGUGCUCGUGCGCAUCAGUGAGCACGCGCCGCUGACGGCCGACCAGCUCGUGCAGAGGCUGGCACAGGUCUGCCUCGCUGAAACCCAGGGAGACUGCAAGACUCCGAACGACGAAGGCGUGAUCGUAAAAGCUACGGAGUUUAACUCGAAGACUAUUCGAUUCACUCUGCACCGCGAAAUAACAGACGAAGACCUCUGGCUGGCCAUCAUGAAGAUAACUUACGUUUUCAAAGAACUCAGUUCUAAUUUAGAGAACAAAUAAAUAGGGUUGAUGUUAAAAUUAAAAAAACAACGGAACAUUAGUGUUGCCAUCUUUCAAACUGAAAAAAAUUGCAUUCGAAAUAUUAAUUUUUUUUAACAAAAAAAAAUCCUUCUUAGAACGUCUCUCUCUUGAAGUCACGUCGUGCCUUCUUAUUUUCUCGGUCAAAAUGUAUUUUUUUUUAUAAAUAACGUUGGCUGUUAAAAUGAAUAUUAUUAUAGUAAGCACUGAGUAAUAAGCAAUAAAUAUUUUUACUUUAUUUAAUAACAUAAAAAAUAUAAUAAGGCAUCUAUUUACCUACCAUAUACAUGUGUAUGUUAAAUACGCAAGGCCGACCAAAUAUUUUAGAUUAUAGUAUGUAAUUACAAUUUACAAUUAAGCAGGGUAUUUUAAAAUGACAUUUUAAUUGUUAAGUUUAUAGUGUUUAUAUGUUCUAUGUGUUGGUAAAAUUUUCAAUUAUAAUUAUUAUACGUAAGUCGACGAACAUUGUUAAGCAUUUAUAAAUGUCGUGUUGUUAAUCGUUAUGUAAUUGUUAUUUUAACAAUAAAAUGCAUUUUUGA